AAAAAAUACCUGAAUACGGCCAUCAGAUUUAUCAUAAUCUCUAGUAAUUAGCCCUCUCCUGAUUAACAAUAAAUCGAAAUCCAAAUUUAAAUAUUAUAGCCCAGCUCUGGGAGCAACUAGAAAUCUUUUGGCGGGUGAUUUUCUCUAUCGGCGCCUGUAUGGAUAUUCUCCCCGGUGGGAUCAACCUUCAUUGGAAAUGAAUUCUUGGCAGAAUCCCUUCGGGGCAAGCCGCCCAAAUUCGUCUCUAGAACACACCAUUUUGAAUUGUCACGAAAAAUUUUCAGAUGAUGAUAACUCAGGAGAUCAGGUUGUUUAUAAUCACAAUCACCUGGAGAGCCUUCGAAGCCUUUACCAGCGAGGAAAUCAGGAUACAACUCAGCAUGCAACAUCAAAUAAUGUUAAAGUAGACUUUGGACAGAGGCAUUCAAUGAUUUGUAGCUCUCUACCAUCCAAGCAAGAGUUAAAUGUGUGGACUUCUUUCCAGUUGCAGCCUUCUGAACAAGAGGCAAAAGCUGUGUUAUCAUUAGAGAAGUUACAUGCAUUUUCUUUUGGAAGAAUUCAUAGUGACUAUAUUGGAACUCAAAGUGAGAACUAUCUACCUCAUCAGACUCAAGCUGAAAAUGGUUUUACUGUUACAGAUCUUCUGGUCACAGGAAAUAACCUUCACAAGAACAAUAAUCAGCAAUUGCAAUCAGGGCCAGGUCCUGGCCCUUCUCAAUUGGAACAAGGGCAACAUUGUGAUUCGUCGGAGGUGGAAGCAGGAGUUGAAGAAGCAGGCACCUGGUCGAGGAUUUUUAAUGAAGCAGAAAAACUUGAUGAAAAUUUUCAUGAAACCACCAAUUCUGCUGCAUGCACGGCACAUGCUGGAAAGGCAAGAUUUCUGAGAGGAAAUCCAAGAAAGCACAGAUUCAAAUAUUCUAUACGUCAAGCAAAGCUACCUUUUCAUGAAAAAAAGGAUUCAAGUGAACUUCAAGACAAUAGCACUAACAUGUCAUUGGUACAACAAUUCAAUAUGCUUGUAAAAUCUGAUGUUUCUGCAGAGGACUGUAGACAACUUCCCAUGGUGGAACGGCUAGAAGAGCUAUUUGAAAAUGAUACAACAUCUCCCUGUUCUUCCUACAAGUUGAGAAGAAUCCAUAAAAGAAAAGAGACAAGAUUGCUUACUGGGGGAAAACGAGUUUUACAUUCACCCUCUAGUAGAUACAAUGUGGCCAAUGAGGACAUUUUGGAUUCCUUUGACUACGACGAGUCAGGCAAGGAUGGUGUACUAUUAAAUGAGGACAAUGGCAUGAGAGUGAAUAUGUCUUUCUCAAAGGGUAGAGAACAAAUGAUGUCAGAUCUCUUUCAGGAAGCCUUGAAUUCUGCUCCUGUGGUGGAAAAUGGCGUUGCUUUUACUAGCAGGUUUAAGGGAACUGAUUGUGGAUUUUCCAAUCGACUGCAGAAUGUCCUAGAUCAUGAGAAACAGGAACAUAAGCAAUUUAUGAAAAUCUUACACUUGGGACAAAAAUCACAUGAUGAGAAAAAAUGCAUAGAUGUAUGGAUAUUGGCAAAAAGCUUUGAAGCAAAACUGAUGAUCUGUAAGUGCAUGGUUGAAAGGGCACGUGAGAACACUCAAAGCAUUCAACACACUUCCUCAGAUGUGGAGAGUGGGAUGGGUAAUACCAUAACAGUCAUUUUCAGUUCACGAACAAGCAGCCAUCUUGAGAUUGAGAUUGGAAAAAUAGUUCGUAUUCACCAACCUUGGAAAGAAAUACGACCAGAGGAGCAUGAUAAGAUCGUAGUUUGUGCAUACUUCUGUGAGAUGACACCGACUUAGAAAUUCUUAAUAAAAUUGUAAUCUGAAUGUAGGUGCUCAAGUGAUUGCGGACAUUCAGAGAAUUGCGUUUCUUCCUUCUCUUGUGAUAGCUGUACUGUCAUGCAUAUCCAUAUCCAGACAUCUCUAUUUGCCUAUAUACAUGUAUCAAUUUCUCCAUAUAUUUUUUGUCAUCAAGUAUGAUCCAUGCUCAUCAAAUCGUGAAUUAAAUUCCAGAGCAAAGAUAAUAACAGGAGGAAAGAAUGUUGGUAAAGAGCCAUGUUGUGGUUUGCUCUAAAAUUGAAUAAUGUUGUCUGGUGAUAAAAAAUGGAGAAGCAUAUCUAAUAAUGGAGACUGGAUGUAAACACAAUUGUGUGGUAUAUUAUUGGUACUCUAUAAUGUACCAAUGAUUUUCAGUUGUGCACUAAAAUUCAAAAUCUUCUCUAGAAGGCAUUUAUUUGUGGCUAGUGAUUUGGUUUCUUCAGAAUGAUCCAAAUCACCUUCAGUUUCUGCUUAUAAGUUCACAUUAAUUAGGCAAAAAAACUAGUGUCAGUGAAGAUGCAAUCAUUUUGGAAUCCAGAAAAGGUAUUCAUAGCUGGAGUAAGAUUCUUGUGAACAAUUACACGGUGAAUAUCUUCUCUUCUCCAAGGUUUUGAGAUGAAAUAGAAUGGUCAGUAAUGAUGCUAUAUCAUUUUCGAUGCAAGAGAAAGUCAGAGCUGGAGAAAGAGCCACUCAAGACAAACAUACGACGAACAUCUCUUUUUACAAACAGUGUGAAUAGCAACUUUCAGUUUCUGACUUAGUGGCCUUAGAUAACUGUGUGAAACAUAGUGUGUAUCUCAUGAUUAAACUACAGAGAAGACACAUUGCUUUGCUGUAAUGCAUGCAAAAAACACCUUUCUUGCAUCUUAUUUCUUGUCUGUGUAAGCAGUUAUGUUACAAUGGUGGUAUGCUGGCAUAAGCAUUUGUCCGUGAGUGAAGGCAGAAGAUAGCAGAGGCUUUCAAGAAGGAAUGUAAAUAUACGAUGCUUGAUGACUGAUCAUAAUGGGAUGAAUUUAGGGCUGGGUGCUGUUAUUAGCGAUAUAAUGUGAAUAUAAAUUUCUUGUAACUCUGAAUUAUGAUCUUUUUGUAAAUGGUGGAUUCGAAACAUAAAAAAUGUGAGAUCUAGCAAACCGAUUAAUGAA
This is a messenger RNA of Cryptomeria japonica (Japanese cedar), 2976 nucleotides long. RefSeq lists its product as uncharacterized. The coding region runs from base 197 to 1816 and encodes 539 amino acids. NCBI's taxonomy places the organism in Eukaryota, Viridiplantae, Streptophyta, Pinopsida, Cupressales, Cupressaceae. The record is from RefSeq and is a predicted model, not a curated record. The transcript has 14 exons.